AUGAUGUUUAUAGGAACAUCAAGGGAAAAAUUCUUUUACCAUAACACUUUAUUGUGUUUAGUAAAAUCACUACAAAACAAAAAUAUUACAAUUGAUCUUAGAAAUGACUCAUAUGUUUGUGGUGAACUAUCUACAGUAGAUGGCUAUAUGAAUAUCUCACUCAAUAAAGCUGUGUAUUGUGAUACACAGGGGAAUGAAUACUAUUUUGAUAAUAUGUUUGUACAGGCUCGAAAUAUUAGAUAUGUGCACAUCCCACAGACCAUAUCCAUGUUAGGAAAUAUUAAAGAUGAAUUAAAUAAAGGGAAACAUAAGAAUCUUGAUAAUGAUAAAAAACCACCAAUAAAAUCUAGAAAAGCAACAAAGGCAUUAAAACAGCAUAUGAAAGUUGUGGCUGAUUUAGAAACUAAUAAA
Molecule: messenger RNA, 411 nt
Organism: Brenthis ino (lesser marbled fritillary)
Lineage: Eukaryota; Metazoa; Arthropoda; Insecta; Lepidoptera; Nymphalidae
Source: the annotation of a GenBank genome assembly